Molecule: messenger RNA, 1069 nt
Organism: Chiloscyllium plagiosum (whitespotted bambooshark)
Lineage: Eukaryota; Metazoa; Chordata; Chondrichthyes; Orectolobiformes; Hemiscylliidae
Product: ferritin heavy chain A-like
Biological process (GO): intracellular iron ion homeostasis; iron ion transport
Cellular component (GO): cytoplasm
Molecular function (GO): ferrous iron binding; ferric iron binding
Source: RefSeq, a predicted model, not a curated record
GUGAGCUGGCAUAGUGAAGAUGGUCUCCCAAGUGUGUCAGAACUACCACAAGGACUGUGAGGAUGCUGUUAACAAGCAGAUCAACCUGGAGCUCUAUUCCUCCUAUGUUUACCUCUCCAUGUCCUCUUACUUUGACCGGGAUGAUGUUGCCCUGCGUCACUUUGCUGAGUUCUUCAAGGAGCAGUCCCAUGAGAACGGGAACCACGCUGAGAAACUUCUGGCAUUCCAGAAUAAACGUGGAGGCCGAGUCCUCCUGCAGGAUGUCAAGAAGCCAGAGCAGGAUGAGUGGGGCAAUGGUCUGGAGGCAAUGCAGAGAGCUCUGCAGAUGGAGAAGGAUGUGAACCAGAGUCUGCUGGAUCUGCACAAACUCUCCUCUGGCCACACAGACCCUCAUCUGUGUGACUUCCUGGAGAGGCACUACUUGGAUGAGCAAGUGAAGAUGAUCAAGAAGCUGGGAGAUCACAUCACCAACCUGAAGAGACUGGGAGCCCCUGAGAAUGGCCUGGGAGAGUACCUGUUUGACAGGCUCACCCUGGGGGAGAGUGACUGAACUGACUGCAGGGAGCAGGACUUUAUUGUUUUUCUCUCUGAAUGAGAUCUAUAGAAUCUGAAGCUGUAGAAGUAGCUCACUGUCCUGGGCUUGAUUAUGGAAUGUACCAACUGUAAAUAAACUGCUCAUUGUUGGAUUGGUUUUUGCUGACUAGUAGGUCAAACUGUGUAUAUAGGUCUGUACUGGGACUUGCUAUCAGAGGAUCUCUUGAUGCAGAUCAGUAAUCAAAUCCAGUCCAAAUUACUUCAUCUCACACCAAAUAUGUGGUGUGGGUAUAAGGUCAAGUACAGAGCUGAGUUUAUGGAAUAAAUGUUUUCUCCAUUAAAGUGGGAGACUGGCACAACCAGAUUCUGAUUGUCAAGAGGAGUUUUACAAACGUCUCCCUAAGUAGUCAAGUACAUGGGCCAAUGCCACUGGCAAUAAUAUUGCUAACACUAUCCAACCGUCACCAGUUAGAUUACAACCUCAGCUGUUUUGGAUUUUCAAAUCCACAACCAACUUCCCCACUCCUUGCAUCCU